CGUCGUCUACGCACUCUUGUCCGUCCUAUUAAGGCUGUCCGGCUGUUCGGUUGGUUCGGUUGGUUCGGUUGGUUCGGUUGGUUCGGUCAUCAGUCAGCCGUUAUCAGAGCCGUUAGAGACAGGAAUUCGGUUUCCGAGGUUCGAGCCGCUGGCAAAUUGUGUGUCGAGGCGUCCAAGUGGAGGGCUCGCCAGCGCAACACCUCUACCGGACUCGAGGUGACCUCAUGGUGGGCGGACAGGCAAACAAACAGACAGACAAACAUACAUACAUACAGACAGACAGACAGACAGGCUAGCCAGCCUUACAUGACCCGUCGCCACGAGGCUCCGCUCAACCACGCCAUGACGACAGACUCUUUCUCACUUUCCUGCCUUUCAGAUACGCGGUCACCGCUCAUGACAGACACUUCCGCCAGAAGAGUGAGAUUUUAUCAGAAGAGGACCUUCUUUUAUCAGACUUCGCCAUUGCGCGAAUUUGUACAUUUUAUUUUUUUAUUCCAAUUUUCUUUGCUUUUAAAGAAAGCCACUUUUAUGCCUCAUUUCUGCUUCUAA
Molecule: messenger RNA, 552 nt
Organism: Protopolystoma xenopodis
Lineage: Eukaryota; Metazoa; Platyhelminthes; Monogenea; Polystomatidea; Polystomatidae
Source: the annotation of a GenBank genome assembly